CAUUACGCAAGAGCGAAGGGGAGGAGGGGGCGGAGAAGGAGGGAUUCGGGAUCAGCAGUCUCGGCGAUUUCUAGGGAGUCCAGAUGGGUGGCUGAUAUCCGAGGGAGACGGCGGCUGCGACCCAGUGAUGUCCCUGUAAUAAUGCCACCUCUUGCGGCGUUGAGAUUCUGCCUUCUGUGCUUGUUCGGCUGCAGUGUACGAGGAGGCUACAGCAAAGCGCUAAACGUGCAGGAUGUGUCUAUAAAAGUGCAAGUUUUUGAUAAUGGUGACCUCUCUCCUCUGGCGGAGGCUGCAGUGGGCGUCUACGUGAACCAGUCCUGGUUGGCAGCAGGAACCACGGAUAAGGAUGGAGUAGCACUGAUCACUUUUAAGUACCACCUGGGAACACGGUUGGUUGUCAGUGCUGCAAAAUAUGGCUUUGUGACAAACUCUGCUCCCUGGCAUGUCAACAAAACACCAUUGUUUACGUCGGUGUGCCUAUAUCUCCUCCCGGAGCGGCCAGCUACCCUAAUGCUGUUUGACGAUGUCGUGCAAAUCCUAUUGGGAUCACCUGGUGCCAAGAGUCAACCAUGUGUCCAGUUCCAAAGGAAGAAUGUUAGGCUUCCAGAAAACACUUCGUACAGUGAUCUGUCUGCCUUUUUAACAACAACCACCGAUGAAGUGGAAAGAUUCCCCUAUCUCUUGGGCUAUGAAACUGAUAAAACAGUCAACCGCUCCAGGAUUGAACUGACUCCUGUGGCUGCCAUCAGCAUUCACCUGUUCACCAGCAAUGGCUCUAACGUCAAAGUCUCAGGCCCCAUUCAGGUGUCUAUCCCUCUGCCCACCGACAGCCUUGUGACAACUGUGAGGGAAAUCCCUGCCUGGAGGUUUGACAAGAAGAUCGGGGCUUGGGUCAGUAGUGGAACGGGAAUGAUCAAGAGAGAUGGGAGCCAACUCACCUGGUCGUACCUCGCUCCCCAGCUGGGCUACUGGGUAGCAGCAAUGCUUCCUUUAACCCAAGCUGCAGUCAGUCCAUCAAGGUUCGGAGACAUCACCACCUACCACACCAUAUUCUUGCUCACCAUUCUUGGGGCUCUGGCUCUCUUGGUCCUAGUUCUGGUGUGUUUGCUUCUCUAUUACUGCAGGAGAAGAUGCCUAAAGCCACGGCAACAGCACAGGAAGUUGCAGAUUGCUUCCACUUUGGACAGCUCCAAGAAGGACCAAGCCACCUCCAUGUCUCAUAUCAAUUUGAUCAGUACCAGCCAUUUGGAGUCAGUGUCCUCCAAUGGAGAUAUGGAUGUUCACACACCUAUCUUGAAGUCUGCCUUUAGUACAUCUCGAGAGUUUGAGAGCUCUCGAGAAGAGUUCUUCAAACAGAUCCCAUAUAGGGAUCCAGGUCCAAAAAUGAGGCAUAUCAACAAAGCAUCCACUGAUACAUUAGCCCAUCGAGGAAAUUCCAAGGAAGAUUACCACAGGACAGUGGAGAGCUUUCCGUUGAAAGCUGCAAGGUCUAUGGAUGCCUCAGGAGAGCUGGAGCCUCCUUUAGCGGAUGACUACAGACACAGCUAUAGUUCAAUGGUUUCCCAACAGCCAUCUGACGAAAAGGGGAGAGAAGUUCAAGCCCGCCGCAUUUUGGCUGAAAGUAAACUUUGUACCAAUGAUCCACCCUCUCCUCCCCCACUGCCACCACCCUUUGAAUCUCUCGUUGGUCACAAAAUGGAUAAUAAGCCUUCGGAAUACAUGAUGUCUCAGUCUGUUGAUCAUCUGGCCAGGCCCACAACAUUGUCCCAGCCAGGCCAACUAAUCUUCUGUGGUUCUAUUGAUCACAUGAAAGACAACAUGUACAGGAAUGUAAUGCCUACUUUAGUCAUUCCUGCCCAUUAUGUGGGAUUAACUUCUGAUUAUCCCUGUAUGGACCAGUCAGCAAGCGGCCCAACAGAACAGCUAGAGAUGAAGGGAGUUCAGAUGGGAGUCCCCAUGUCCCACCAGCCUGUACCCCAGCAGUAUCAACACCAACAAGUUCAACAAUCAACCCCUCAGUCGGACGAUGGAGAAGACAAAGCAUGGGGCCCCCACUCUUCUUCCAUGAGUGGACCAAUGGCAGUAUUACUGAAUGAAUCAGCAAUGGCACAGAUGAAUGGAGAAUUGCAAGCACUGACUGAAAAGAAGUUCUUGGAGCUUGGGGUAAAGCCUCAACAUCCCAGGGCCUGGUUUGUAUCAUUAGACGGACGAUCCAAUGCUCACGUUCGACAUUCCUACAUUGACCUGCAGACCGGGGAGAGGAUUGGGAGCAACGACGCCAGCUUAGAUUCUGGUGUAGAUGUAAACGAGGCAAAGCCUAGUAAAAAGCUGAAGGAGGAGCGCGACAGGCACGGACCAGCCAACGUAGCCUACAGCAAACUGGUUUAUGUGGAUGACAAUGAGCAAAGCAGCAGUGAAUGCAGAACAGCAGUCUGUUCCCCAGAGGACAAUUCGCUCACUCCUCUACUUGAAGAGAAUUCCGAGCACAGGGAAGCUAUCCAUCAACAAGAGCACAGCAGAGGGAACAGCAUGAGAAGCAGUACCAGUGAAACUCGCAGGGAUUCCACCACCAGCCCUGAGGAGGAGAUGCAAGAUCAGUCUGAAGGGGCAGAUGACCAAGGUGAGAACAAAAAGAGCCCCUGGCAGAAAAGAGAGGAGCGGCCACUGAUGGUGUUUAACCUGAAAUGAACAGUGGACUUAACUUUUCCAAGACCUCGAAUCGGACCUUCACAAGUAUUUUGAAAAUGCAUCAGCAUCCCAUGAAAAAAUCUGAGCACAAACUUAAGGAAAUCAAUGAAGUCUAAAGCAACAAGCCCAACAGGCUUUUUGUAGUCCCUGUCUGACGAAGCAGCAAACUAGUACUCCCAGAAUUUGUGCAACUUUAUAUUGCUGAAACAAUGGUUAAGAAAGCAGAAAGAAUACCAGUGAUAAAACUGCACAUCUUCUGUAAAGGCAGUGAGGACAUGUGUUCAUGUUCUCUUUAGAAUGUCUUACUGAGUUUUUGUAAAAAAUGUCAUUGUGGUACUAACCCACACAAUAAACUCAUUGAAUGUUGUUUUUCCUGAGGAAGAUGAAAAGACUAUUUAAAUAUUCAAUCCUUUUUGUUACUUUAAUUGGAACAACCCUACCAAAUGAAGCAUUUUCAUGCUUGCUGAUCAGUAGUUUUACAUGUCAUGACUUUUUUGAAUAGAAGCCUUUUUGGAAGGUAGAUUUUCUUUUCCUUUUUUGUGUGCUGUACUUUCCUUAACUUGACCCAAAACCAACACCAGUAGCAGACCAUUUAGAUCUGGUUCAGAACUCUCCAAGUGCCUUCUUUAUGUAUAAGUUGAGCAAAAAAGGAGGGAAAGCAACACUUUGGCUAUGCUGACUUAAAAUUGGAGAGCAAUGAUGUGGAGCCUAAAGUUAGGAAGUCAGAGCUUUUUCUUAUUUUAUUAUGUUCAAUAUGUGCAGAAACAGCUAAAGAAAAAUAUCCCUGUUACCACUGUGAAUUUUCCUGGACUGUAGUCCAUAUGCGAGAUAGGUGAAGCUGUCCUGCAUGCAACUUAUUUACAACCUAUUCUGUACUCAGAGGUGCAUCAGAAAUUAUUGUUUAAUUAAUAUAUAUAUUGAAAAAUGACUAUUAGGCUGCAGCCUUUUUAGAUUACCAGGCUCACUAGUGACAUGUUUGAUUUUUUUUGUGUAGAUGAACUAAUUUUAAUUACAGCUGGAAGUUUGCUGCAAUCCUAGCCAAGUACCCACUGAGCACAAAAUUGGUGUGGCUGAAUAGCUGGGUGUGGAAUGCAUGAGAUUUGUUGAAAAAUAUUGGGCUGAAUUCCCAGUCCUUUGUCUGAAGAUCAGGAUGUGGGGUGGCGAUAGGGAUCAGUGCCCUAAAAAUGGUGGCCCUUCACAACUGCCCUGAUGGCAUGGCACUUGGAUAUUGAAACCCAUGGAGAGAGGGGAAAUCCCAAACCUACUUCAUACGAAAUUCGGGAGGCUAUAAUGCUACAGGAACAGUAUCGGGCUUUUUUCUGUACAUGGCUAGCUGGAGCAUGUUGUUAAGGGCUAGUAAGAGUUUUGAUGAGAGUGACCUUCCAUCAGAUUGGCCAGGACCUUUGCUACCUUCCAUCAACACCCUUCCAAAGUAGCUGGAUCACCCUUUGGUCUAGGACACCGUGGGGGGAUCCAAGUUCAAGAUGCAACUUGCUGUCCCAAUGCAGAUGUGACCUGGUCCUCAAAAUGGCUUGGGUCUCUCUCCACUGGUCAACACAGCUGUUGUAAGUAGAAAACGUGCUCUUCCAUUGUAUUCUCAAUUUAAAGACUUCAUAAAAUGUUUUAACAUUAUUAUGAAAUCCACGUGAAGUAAGUGGUAAGAGACACUUUUACUCCCUUUAGUUUAAUAUUUAAGACUGGUAUGUACUUCUAAAAGUGACUCUGAUUUCUGGUAAAAACAUGAAGUAUUUAAUUUGGGUUGUCCAAAAGUAUAUAUUCCUUUUUCUGUUUAGGUGUUGCUGGCAAAGUCAGCAUUUAAUGCCUAUUCCUAAUUGUUCUUAAAAAGGUAACAGAUCUCCUUUUUGAGCCAUUGCUGUCCAUGUUGAAGAUAUUCCCACUUUGGUUUUGAUUGAUUCCCAUGAAAUUUAUCCCAAAAUAAUGAAGGAUCAGCAAUAUAGUUCGGUCAGGAUUCUGUAUGAGUAGAACUGUGUGAGUACUGCACAGUACAGUCACUUCUGCCCACAAUGUUGUACUGAUCCUUUAACCUGCUCUUAGACCUUUCCCUCCUACAUAACCCUCCAUUUCUCUGUCAUCCACAUGCUUUUCCAUGUGGAGGUGAACUUGGUGAUGGUCCCAUGUGAUACAGGGUGUGGGAGGGGCUAGUGCUGUCAGAAAAGACUUGGUGGACCACUGCAGUGUGUUUAGUCCACCAGUUGAAGAGGAGGUAAAUGCUAAAGAUGGUGGAUGGGGUGUGUAUUGGCCUGGAUAGAGUCAAACUUUGUGAAUAUUUUUGAGUCUGCACCAGUAUUCCAUUAUGUGCUGAUCUUGUCCCAUGUCUAAGGAAGGAAACCUUUGAUGGGUGCACAUUGAAGGAUAUUGAGGCUUUAAUUUGCUGGCAAAUUAAGUUCAAUUUACCUUUUAGUUAAUGUGGCUCUUCAGAAGAUUAUUGAAACAGAUGCAAGGGAAGACAUUGAACAUAAAUACCAUUUGAAUCAAAGAGGCCUUAUAGAAGCCUAAAGUUAUGAAAGGGAUAGAUAAGAUAGAAGUAGGAAAGUUGUUUCCAUUGGUAGGUGAGACUAGAACUAGGGGACCUAGCCUCAAGAUUCAGGGGAAUAGAUUUAAGGGUGGAGAUGAGGAACUGCUUUUCCCAGAGAGUGGUGAAUCUGUGGAAUUCUCUGCCUAAUGAAGCAGUGGCUACAUCAGUAAAUAUAUUUAAGACAAGAUUGGAUAGAUUUUUGCAUAGUAGGGGAAUUAAAGGCUGUAGGGAAAAGGCAGGUGGAGGUGAGUCCAUCAGCUACGAUCUUAUUGAAUGGUGGAGCAGGCCCAAUGAGCCAGACGGCCUACUCCUGCUCCUAUUUCUGAUGUUCUUAUGAAUGAGCUGGUGAAGCUGGUUGGGUAUAGAGAAGUCAAUGAAGUCAUAUAGUAGAGAAACAGGUCUUUCAGCCCAUCUAGUCAAUUCUGAAACUAAUUAAACUUCGUAUUCCAAUUUAGCUGCACUGGGACCAUAGAUUUCCAUACCUCGACCAGCUAUGUACCUAUCCCUUAACCCAUGGCCUCUGGUUGUAGUCCUACACAGCCUCAGUGGAAAAAGCCUGCUUACGUUUACCUUGUCUAUAUCUCUUGUAGUGUGGCACCCUAAGGAACUCCUGCAGUCAUGUCAGAAUCUCAGCCAAGACUCUUUGAUAGUCACAUGCAGCCUUGAUAUCACGUCUGAAAUGGAGUUCUUAUAUCCAUGUUUGUACCUGUGUGUGGUCCUGGGAAGCAGGGUACAUCGGUGAGCCGAUACUGCUUGAUUGUACCGUCCAUCAUAUCCUCCAUCACGUCACUAGCUAUUGCAAUUAGACUGAUGGAGUGAUAAGUGGUGCAAAUUAUAUGUGUUCUACCUUUUAUGAACAGGCAUAACUUGGCAUAUUUCUAUGUUGUUGGGGAGAUUCCAGUCUUAAAUGUAUUAGAAGAGUUUGACUGGAGACAAAUUUUUUACUGAGAUUUUCAACAGAGCAACUACAAUGUAGGCUCUGAUUUCUCUUGUAUCCAUCUGUCAAUAGCUUCUUGACAACAUGUUGAGUGAAUGAAAUUCCCUGAAUUCCCUUAUGGUUGGCUCUGUUCUGAUGAGGACCUAAGGAUGUGUCAUUUAUCGGCAGUUCUGACUGAAAGUGGCUGCAGCUUCUUCAUCCUUAUCUUUACCCCUUACUGUAGGGCUGUCACAUCAUUGAGAGUGGGAUAUUUAAUGACAUUUCUCUUCCGUUCAACUGUUCUCCAUCAUUCUCGAGUUUUGAUCUGAUCCGUGGUUGUGUGAUCACCUAACUGUACAGCAUGCUCCCUUUAUGAUUUAGCUUGUGCGGGAUCCUGUGUUGGAACUCUAUUUAGGAAUAGUUGUAAGCUGCAGGAAAUAGUUUUGACAUUUUUUUUGUGUUUUUUUAAUGAAUCAAGUAUCAUCCUGAUAGGUAACUGGAUACAGUCUACUAACAUUUUCAUCUGGUAGACUUGUGUUCAAAACCCUGCCAUGCCAAUGGGAAUAAAAAUAUCUCUUUUGCCAUCUGAAUGAAUGCAGAGCUCAUAACUGCAACUUGCAGAGCAAACUUCAAUAAUGCUCAAGUCAAAGAGCACAUGGAAGGGGUAUGUGGGGAAUUGAAUUUGCCAAUUUAACUUCAAUAUAAACUUUAGUCCAUACCAGAGCUGGUGGAGGUAGUGUUGUAAAAAUUAAUGGUCACCCAGUAUUGAUAUCCAUUAAAUUGAAAAAUAAAUAUCAGAAAAUUAUUUGAUUGGCAAUGUGUGUAAUGUGAAAUGGAAUUGAACAUGAGUUUACAACACUUCUUGAGAAAGAUGCAAGUGAUUUUCAGAUUAUUAUCUACUCGUUAGUUUAUUUCUAGUUAAAGCUUUAAAUCCUUCAAUGAGAACGACUUUUUUAAACACACUCACAUUACCAAGUUGGAGUAGGCAUCCAAUCCAUACCCAGUUUUCACUGACUUAAUGCAUUCUAAUAGAUUGUUGAGGUUAGAAAAACAAUCUAUAAGUGUCAUGUUCCCAAUUUGAUUGAUUCAAAAUAAACGGAGCCUCCUUCUUUAAAGUAUAAAAAUACAGAACUGAAAUAUUGAAUUUGAUUAUUCAGCAAGUAUUUAAAUACCCAUUCCCGAUAUCUGAAGUGAGCACUUCUCUGGGGAAAAACAAAUAAAAACAAAAAUAAAUUUGACUUACUUUUCAUUUUGUAUCCACCAGAUUUUGAACUGGUGCCCAACCACCUCUGCUGCUUCUGUUGAUAUGGUAAAAUCCUGACAGAAGUAGAAAACAGUAGCUUGUCUCCUAUGGUUGUGAUAAUCCUAUGCUUCAUAAUAAUAGUUUCUCUUUUGCAUCCUGAAGCCAUGGGGUCUAGUGCAGGGGUGUGAAUCAGAGGCAGCAUUGUAGGUCAAACUAAAUUAGGAAAAGUGGCUUCAAAUGUUAAAACAGUUCGAUUUGAUAGAGACAUGAUGAGCGAGUAGUAGUUAAGACUAGUCUAUUUAUAUAUUUCAUAUUUCUAUCCAGUAGAUUUACACAUAAGCAGAUAUUUUAUUACAUUGGCCAUUGUAUCUCCGCAGUGAAAAUCUAUUCCCAGCUCUUGAGAUGUUUCAAUUGAAUGGAAGUUUCUAAUAUUCUCUUGAAAAUAUUUUUUUCAGACUGAACUUAUGAUCGUAAGCAAUAUUUGUUCAUGAUUGAAAUGCUGACCAGUGGCAAGGCUGUCCGCCUCUUUGCAAAGCAGCGCCCAUACCACACAGACCCAGAAGGCAGGAAUAUUGCUUGUGGAAUCAGAACAUUGAUUUUCCAGUCCUGGUUCAAACCUGUGUACCUCCAGCUGUAGUGGAAUAUUGCAAACUCACUCCCUAAUAAACUACAGUGCCAGAAGUAUUUUAAGGAAUGUAUAUUUUUAACCUGAUUUUCUCUUUAAAAACAGUAAUUCAACAUCUACCUUUCCUGUUAUUGCACAUAUUAAACAAUGUAAUUUUAGGCUCAAGACAAGAACUACUUUUUAAGGGUUUUUGGUAUUGUAAUUGUGAAUGCUUUUUUUUCUAACCUAAUAGACAUUGUGCCAUUAGUUCACAUCUCCACUGGAGAGUUCAUGUCAUUGAGUUUCAAUAUUAUGCCACAACUAAGAUAAGAUGAAUGAUCUGGGACUGUUUUUACUGAAUAUGUUGUAUGUGUGGCUACAUUUUAAACUGAUUAUUAGUGCUAGUAACUUGGUGUCUCUUAUUUGACUCUAGGCCACAUUUUUUUAAAAUGAUGUGGUCUUGAAUAGAGAUGUGUGCUUGCUUCCAGUUUGCUCUGAUAUUUUCAAAGAAAAACAUGGUCAAAAUUCUGUGCAAUCUUUUUUGCUUGUUCCUAAAGUAAAAUUGUUAAAAUAAAGCUUAUUAAAAACUU
Messenger RNA from Hypanus sabinus (Atlantic stingray), 8577 nucleotides. RefSeq names its product family with sequence similarity 171 member A2a (gene fam171a2a). The transcript has 8 exons. The record is from RefSeq and is a predicted model, not a curated record. Lineage: Eukaryota; Metazoa; Chordata; Chondrichthyes; Myliobatiformes; Dasyatidae. Bases 142 to 2688 code for a protein of 848 amino acids.